AUGCGUGCUGUCCCUCUCUCCUCCUCAUUCUCUUCUUCCGGGCCUCCAUCACCCAACAUCCCGGCCGGUGAUGUCAAGGUUGGCCGGGACAACGGAAACCUGCUUGGCGCUCCACGGUCAACAAAUCUGCCGUCGCCUAUCACAUCGCCAAAUCCCUUUCGGGCUUUCGGGGACCCAAAUGACUCUUUGCAACACUUUGCAGGACGAUGCAUCAUUGUGUCUUUUGGUUCAGCUGCCUGCGCAGCCCAAUCGACCGACGAUCCCUCAGCAGCAAGCCAGCCCGCCCCCGACAACGGAUACGAGUACGUACCUCGUCAGCGUCUUACCCGUCAUCGCCUCCACCACCUGGCAAUCCGAGCUGACGGCAUCCCGGCCAGCCCCGCACGCGCCAUGCGUUGGCCAGGUCCCAUUCAACAGGCACUUUCACCUGCACAGAGAGUGUAUCACAAUCUCUUCCGCCUGCAUCUGUCUCUCAUGCCCAUCGAUGUUGAGAGGGGGGGAGGUGUUUCGGGAGGGCCUGAAUUGCAGUCCGGGAUCGGGACCGAGACGCCCGUCUCCAAGAGCGUCUUCCCUGGCUUUGCCCUCCUCAGCAGUGUGUCUUACUCAGCCGCCACCACCCACUACAGGUACGAUAUCGUCGCCGACGCCCUUUCCAGUGCCCCGGAGACGAGACCUUAG
Molecule: messenger RNA, 678 nt
Organism: Colletotrichum higginsianum IMI 349063
Lineage: Eukaryota; Fungi; Ascomycota; Sordariomycetes; Glomerellales; Glomerellaceae
Exons: 4
Coding region: 1-678 (225 amino acids)
Source: RefSeq, a predicted model, not a curated record